Molecule: messenger RNA, 3102 nt
Organism: Musa acuminata AAA Group (dessert banana)
Lineage: Eukaryota; Viridiplantae; Streptophyta; Magnoliopsida; Zingiberales; Musaceae
Exons: 4
Coding region: 805-2055 (416 amino acids)
Biological process (GO): regulation of transcription by RNA polymerase II
Cellular component (GO): SAGA complex
Molecular function (GO): transcription coactivator activity
Source: RefSeq, a predicted model, not a curated record
GUGAGUCGACGAGGACGGAAACAGAAUAGGGGACUCUUUCCGCUCUAUCUCAUCCCAAUUCAACGCGCGGCAGAGGAAAUAAGAAGAAGCGGAGGAGAGGAGGAAGAGAGGGAAGCGAGGAGAAGAGGGGGAAAGUAAUUGGAGAUACGUUCGCCGCUGGCUGAGGCUCCUUCGUCGUCGAAUCCAGGCGGUGGCUCCCGCUGGUCGGAGCUUGCGGAGAGGUAAGCUCGAAUCCCCUCCCACCCUGCUUCUUCUGCCUGCGCUGUCGUUCUCCGCUCGGAUUGGCUUCUGUUUUCUGUUCGUCCUCUGCUCUGUCUACUUGUCUCGCUUUGAUCCUCUCGCUAAGGCAAUUGCGAUCCGGUUCUCUCAACUAUGGAAUCUUCGAUCGCGGACCGGGGAUCAGAUCGCCAAUGUUUAUUUCGUGGGGUUCCGUCGCGCAAUGAGGAGAUUCCCAAGCUGUCCUCUUCUGCGUGGGUUUUGAUUCUGCUUGCUUCUCGCCUUCUUUAGGGUUUUCGAUCUCUGUUUGAGAAUUCUGGUCUCAAAUUUGCAUCUUCGCGGGUGCAGCUUCUUGAUCUUGUGUUGCUCGAGGUGUUCUUCUUUGGAAGAUAGGAUUACCGCUAGCGUUGUUGCCGCCGUUGAGGUGGGAAUAGUGCAUAGCUCGCCUUCUCUGUAAGAGAAGGUGCAAACCCUAAUCUUGCCCGAAACCUAUAAAGAUAAUAAAAGGAGAAGCAGAAGGGUUUGUAGUCGUCUGAUUUGGUGGUUAAUUCUAUGGCUACUGUUUGCUGAUAUAGAUCGCCCCCACCAAUGCUGCAGCGGCAACCAUCGCUGCCACCGCCACUGACCCCGCCGGUGACAAAGCAUUCUCGAAUCGACCUCGGUGAGCUAAAGUCGCAGAUAGCAAAGCAGCUCGACCAGGAGCAAGCGAACCGCUAUUUCAGCUAUCUGAAUGGUCUGUUGUCACAGAAGUUGAGCAAGCAUGAGUUCAACAAGUUCUGCAUUAUGACGCUCGGCCAUGAGAAUCUCCCUUUGCACAAUCAGCUCAUUCGUUCUAUACUUCUCAAUGCCUGUCAAGCCAAAGCUCAACUAUCAGUCAAUCAUGGCAGGUUUGCACAUAGGCCAACUGGGAUUGUGUCGAAGAAUUCCCCUGAAUCAGAUGAUGGACUGGGUUUUUCACAAGCCCUGACAUGUUCACACACUUGGUCCAAUGGGGAUAUCUUGCCAUGGUCAAACGACAAGUUUAGAGGUGGUAGUGAUAAUAACAGGAUCAGAGACUGCCCCAGCCCCCUUGGACAGAAUAGGAGGGUGGAGGUUGAAGCUGUUCUGGGUGAGAAUGGUGAUUUGAGCUCAUGUUAUUUGAAGAGAUCAGUGCAGCAACAGCAGGGUGGCGUUCAUGAGUUGCCAGCAAAGAGAGCAAGGAUAGAGGAGCCUUCUCUGCUUGACCAGGGAUCUGUACAUUACAAGGUUCUUAAGGAAGUUGUUCCCCCGAAAUGUGGGGAGAACAUGGACCAUAGGGGUGAUUUGGACUCCUUCAGAGGUCCUCUUCAGGCUCCUCUCGGAAAUCUUUUCUGUUCGGCAAACACCACGGGUGCAAGGAGGAGAAUUCUGUCAGCGGUUACUGCUCUCACUGAUAGUUUUUGUAGGAAUUAUGAUUGCAGUGAACUGUGUGAUACUGAGAUAUUGAAGAAACGAAUGGAGAAAAUGGCUCAAUCACAGGGCUUGGAAGGAGUAACAAUGGACUGUGCCAACUUGCUGAACAGUUGGUUGGAUGCGUAUCUGAAGCAGCUGGUUAAAUUGUGCAUUGAACUAGUAGGGGCAGGAACAGGACAUGUGUUGACAAAACAGGCAGUUUCCAAUCUUGUGCCUUAUGCAAAGCCCAUCAAUGGUGUUUGGGCAAGAAAUGACAUCCAAGUGCAAGGUACCGUUGGGUCUUUGGAAGGCACACAUGUGUUGAGUAUGAAGGAUUUUAGGAGAGCAAUGGAACUAAACCCACAGCAACUUGGUGGAGAUUGGUCAUUACUUCUUGAGAAAAUAUGUGUUCAUUCAUUUGAGGAAUAGGAAAAAUCAAAAUCUAUUUUAAGGUUUGCAAAAGUCAUAGCACCUGGAUGGAUCAACUUUUGAGGAAGACUACGUGGUACUGCAAUGGCAGAUUCAAGUUCCUCAGGAAAAAGAUAUGCUUUAUCUGCUUCUUUCGGAGUUCAAUAAGAAUAAUUCUAUUAGAUCCUUACAUGGAACACCUCAAGAAUAAUUCUAAGGGGAAAAAAAAAGGAACUCUCUCUGUUCAGCUCAUUUAUUGUAGGUUACUGUCCCUGAAGAGGCAUCUCCAUCACAAUAUCACACCAGAGGUCUCGAGCUGCUAUGUAAUUGACAUCAUGGAAGACUCUGGAGGAAGUUUUGCAGGAUUAUUCCUUGCUCGUGAUCUUUUCAUUACUGAUGUGCAUGAUAGCUAACUAUAGCGGAUAAGUGGUGGUACAAAACCUUGGUGAGAAGCUUCUCAAAAUAAAGAAAGUGUUUUUCUGUUAUUGUUCUUGGGAGUUCAAUCUCAUCAAUCCUGUGGUGCAUAUAAAUUCUCUUGAAUUCAGGUCCUUCGCUUGCAGGACCACUCAGGUUAGUUGGCUUUGUGUACUGCUCUCGUGUUCUAAUGCUGGCACUUCAUCUCUCUCAACAGGCACCUAACAACAGUGCAGCCUGAAUUGAAUGAAGGAAUCAAAAGUCAAGUUCGCUUCAGUAUGCAUUGAGAACAAAGAUGCAGCCACUUAUCCUCCCUCCACUGCUCGAGCAUCCCCUAAUCCACAGACAUAUAUUAGCUGCGGACAACUAAGACUCGACAAGAUAAAAACAUGAGCAUUACUUCUGCUCCGUUGUGGUGUUUCCAUGGCCAACCAAGAAACGUACCACGACACAAGUGAUGUUGUCAGCGCUUCCUCUUUGAUAAGCUUCGUGCAACAGUCUCUUUGCCGCUUGUUCUGGGUCCUCUAUGGACUGUAUCAUGGCCACAGCCUCCUGAGAAUUUUCAGUGAGAAACAAAAGAGAUGUAACUGAACAAGCUAAAUAUUUCAUGGAUCUGUGUAUAAUAAAUCAGGUCAAAUACCUCAUUUGUAACAA